AUGUCCCAAGUCGUAUUCCUUACUCUCGACUCACCAGAAACGCCAGUUCGUGUAGACAGAGUCCCCCAAACGCAACCCGCUUGGAUUCAUCCACAUUUAAUUGAAAGCACCGACCUAGUCAAAGGCCGGCAAUUCCGCGUCUCAUCUCUUGUUCCAAAAGGCACUUGUCUUCUUACAGACCGCCCAUACGCAGUUAUUCCGGUUGUUGAUGACCCUACCACCAAUGAAAAUCUGAUUUGCAGCAAUCCCGCUUGUAAUAUUCGAGGCAUUGGUCUCGCUGAACGAUGCCGAUGUCCUAAUGACUGCAUUCCCGAUGUCUUUUGGUGCAGCCGUACCUGCAAAGAUAUCGACAGUAUUCGUCAUGAGUUUGAGUGCGGUUGGCUGAAACGAUACUCAAAAUCAAUACGGACUAAGCGGGGUGAGUAUGAGUUUGGAAUGCUGUGGUUGAUUGUUCGCCUGCUUGCUACCAGACAAUGCGAACUGAACGAUAUGGCGUUCACUAAAGAGAGCCAAUUGAGUUUGCAAAGGUGGAAGACGGGCUGGGAGGGCAUAAGCUUGUUAUGUGGAUCUCCCGACACUUGGUCGCAUGAGCGGGUCCGGGCAUGGUCCAACUUGGUUAAGAAGUAUGUCCAAAGCAGCCCCAUCUUACCUCAUGGAUUAAGUACAGAAAGUGUACUUCAUCUGAUUUGUCAAGAAGAAGCGAACUCCUUUGGCCUUUAUCCAAGAGAAACUGGUGUUUUCCCCGUCCCAAAAUCCUGGCCAGACAGAGGGGAACAAUUUGCUGCUGCCGUUUAUCCAACGGCAGCAAUGGCGAAUCAUUCAUGUUCGCCGAAUGUAAGUUGA
Messenger RNA from Penicillium angulare, 843 nucleotides. RefSeq lists its product as uncharacterized. The transcript has a single exon. The record is from RefSeq and is a predicted model, not a curated record. Lineage: Eukaryota; Fungi; Ascomycota; Eurotiomycetes; Eurotiales; Aspergillaceae. Bases 1 to 843 code for a protein of 280 amino acids.